AUGAUGUUUGCGAAUCAAAAUAAAUCUUCCAAACUUGGAAAUCAAUUAAAAAGUAUUCUACAUACAACAAAUAAUUCAGCGACUAAAAUUAAAUCUAUAAAUAGAGAAGUGAAAUGGUCAAAAAAUACCAAUGAGUUUCGUGAAGAAUUCAUUACAAGUGAUGGUAUACAAGCUUUAAAUACAUUUGUUAAUUGGUGUCAUGAACAAAGAUUAUUGAAAUUACGUGAACAAGCUAAAGUAGAACAAUUACAUUUUGAUAAAUUGAAACAACAGCUUAAUGAAACUGAAAAAGAAACUGUCAUUCAAAUGAAAAAUGUUAACAAUAAUGAUGAUAUUCAACAGCAUAAAGUGGUUAUGCUAUUACCACCAUUGAAUGAAUUGGAAAGAUGUGUUGUACGUUUAGGUGAAUCACAUGUAACUGAAAGACGUAAAUGUUGUAAAACAAAGAAUAUUCUUCAACCAUGGAUUAAUAAUGUACAACAAACAAAACAUGGAGAUAUUAUGAAAAGUCAAAGUUUACGUGAUCCAACUCAACCUUCAUAUGCACAACCCUGGAUAUCAUAUAAAAAUGCAUUGACAGGACAUUUCCCACCAAAAAUACACAUAAAACCAACAGAAUGUAAUAUUUUACCAUUUGAUAAACAUCAACCUUUUAAAGAAACUUUAAAACAAAAGCUUUCAGAAAUUGAAACACUACAAGUGAAUGUAACUAAUUCAAAGAAACGAAAUAUUUCAAAACAUAUUAUACCUUGCGUUAUCAAUGAAAUGGAUAGUAAAGAUUUAGACAAUUAUCAUAAAUUCCUAUGUUCACUAAUUUAUGAUGAAGAGAAAAGAUCGAAUUCAGUAGUACAUUGGUUCAUACCAAUAAUGUCGUCAUGUCUACUACCUUUACCUAUAAAACAAAGGAAAUUACCUCAUAUCAAAUUACCACAUUUAUGUUUAAAGUUACCUUAUGAAAAAAUAGAACAUGAUGGUGAUGACUAUGGGGAAGAAGAACGUGAGAUGCUAACUAAAAACUCUUUUCGUAUUUCAGAUGAUUUAUCAACUGAAUUCAUGUUAACCCCAUAG
Molecule: messenger RNA, 1068 nt
Organism: Schistosoma mattheei
Lineage: Eukaryota; Metazoa; Platyhelminthes; Trematoda; Strigeidida; Schistosomatidae
Source: the annotation of a GenBank genome assembly